Messenger RNA from Polypterus senegalus (gray bichir), 1830 nucleotides. RefSeq names its product quinone oxidoreductase-like protein 2. The record is from RefSeq and is a predicted model, not a curated record. Gene Ontology annotation, molecular function: oxidoreductase activity. Bases 49 to 1158 code for a protein of 369 amino acids. Gene Ontology annotation, cellular component: mitochondrion. The transcript has 10 exons. Lineage: Eukaryota; Metazoa; Chordata; Cladistia; Polypteriformes; Polypteridae.
CAACAGUCAGAGUGCCUAGCUAAGACGGACAAAGUUCAAGCACCAGUAAUGGCGGCACGCUUCGCUUUUCAGACCGUUCCCGAGAGGAUUUUUAGACAGCUUGUAAGACGGAGUACAAGUGGACUUGAAGUCCUGGGAAGGUCCCAGUAUGUGAACAGUGUCUCAACAGAACAUUCUAGGAAGUAUCGUGCUGUAGUGUGCACAGAACUAAAGAAGCCACUGGAAGUCCAAACACUAUCAAGACCUGAACUUAAGCCGGAGGAGGUGAGGGUGUCCAUUCAUUGCUGUGGAGUGAAUUUUGCUGAUAUCCUGGCAUGUCAGGGCCUAUAUCAAGAACAACUUUCUUUACCUUUCACUCCAGGCAUGGAGUUUUCUGGCAGUGUGAUCGAAACUGGAUCUAGUGUUACAAAUUUUCAGAAGGGUGACCGUGUUAUUGCAGUUACUGAGGGAAAAGGCAUGGCAGAGGAGUGCAUCAUAAAUCAAAAGUUGCUUUGGAAGGUGCCUAAAGAAGUGAGUUAUGAAGAGGCUGCUGCUCUGCCGGUAUCUUAUGGUACUGGGCUCCUUGCAUUACAACACCGGGCAGCAACCCAACCAGGGGAGGUAGUGUUGGUCACUGCAGCUGCAGGAGGUGCUGGUCUUGCUGCUGUUGAUAUUGCUGCAAAUGUUCUUCAAGCAAAGGUGAUUGCUGCAGCAGGAAGUGAUGAGAAGUGCAAGAUAGCAGUCCAGAAGGGAGCAUCUUCCAGUAUCAAUUAUUCCAGCAGUAACUUAAAAGAGGAGUUGAAAAAACUGACCAAUUCACAGGGAGUCGAUGUGGUAUUUGAUGCAGUUGGUGGAGAGAUCUUCAAAGAUUCUCUCAGCAGUCUAAGCUGGGAAGGCAGAAUUGUGGUAGUUGGUUUUGCUGGUGGAGCCAUACCCUCAAUUCCAGCUAAUCUUCUGCUUUUGAAAAAUAUUUCAGCGAUGGGUGUAUAUUGGGGUCGUUACAGAAAUGAGGAUUUUGGUUUAUUUUCCAAGUCCAUCUUUACAGCUAUUCAGCUUUGCAAGGAGGGUAAAAUCAGACCCCACAUUGGAGCUGUCUACAAACUUCAUCAGGUGAAUGAAGCUUUUCUACAUGUAGCACAAAGAAAAUCAAUAGGCAAGGUCAUCGUGUCCAUGAGAUAGCAGAUAAAAGGUGCAUUCAGUCUUCCUGGCUUGCUUGAAGAGUUCUGUCCCAGAACAUGUGCAGAUUUUCAUUAAAAGGACGCUUCAGAUUUGUUAUACCACUUCAAGUAACUUCAGCUUUUCGAUGGCUUCUCUCCUCUGGCUGAUUUUUUUUCUAUGGGGAAAAAGCAGAAAAUGCAUUUUGCAGCUUUUCUUGAAUGUUAUCUGAAUAUUUAAAAGCAUGAAGAGAAGUAGUUGUUUGUGCUAAAAAAGAAAAUAUAGCUUCAUGACAAUAUGUAAUUUGAGCUGUACCUUUGAAUAUAAAAUAAUUAAAGCCAAAAUUAUCGUGAUAUAGUUCAUUGUCAUAUUUGAUAAAUGACACUUAAACGCAGGACAGAAAAGCAGCUGACAUUUAAAAACCUGAAGUGACUCCUUAUUUUUAGUAAUUCAGAUGAUGAUAAGUUAUAUUUUGUGAAACUCUUCUGUUUAGUUAAAAGUAGUUACAUAAAUAAAGUUUUCUUAAUGUCUCGUGUGAUAAAAACACAUAUCUGUCCAUGUAAUUUUUAUAGGCUUUAUAUAUAGCUGAUCCAAUAAACUAAUAACAUAUGAAAAUGUAACAAUUUAUCCUGACUGUUACAGAAAUUUGAUUAGAAUAGUAGUAAUAUUUUUCAAAUUGUAAUACUCUUUUCUAUU